Messenger RNA from Podarcis muralis (Common wall lizard), 799 nucleotides. NCBI's taxonomy places the organism in Eukaryota, Metazoa, Chordata, Lepidosauria, Squamata, Lacertidae. The record is from RefSeq and is a predicted model, not a curated record.
UUUGUAUGCUAUGAAAAGUUGCACCGGUAUUUCUCCCAGUCGUGUAAGAUUAGGAUGUCUGUAUGUAUGCAUGUAAUGACGGGAUCUGGUCUACAAAUGAGCAAUCCCUCAGUUCCCAUCAGCCACCAACUCAAGGCGGGGGUGCCCUAAGAUGGACAGCUAUUCUCUCAGCACCCCAUUUGCAAUAUGGAGAAAAAAUGAUCUACCUUACAGGGUUGUGUAUAUCGGCAGGUGGUUCUUCAUUGCAGCAGCCGCGGCAUCACCUUCCUCACUGGAGACGUUCACCAGCACUGACAGCAGCAUCUUCAGCAUGACACAAACCAGCAGCCCAGAGCGGUUGCAACUGGAAGCUGCCGUCAGACUGAAGACAGGCCAAUGUGUUCCCAGAUCAUGGAUUUACUUACUUAAGGAGCAGAGUGCUGAUCUGGCUACAGAAGGCCGCCCUCACAUGAGGACAGAGUUGUUCUCUGGCAAGUGCCCCGACUCUAUCAUUGUCCAGGAAACAGACCGAGACUACCAGAGGAUCCUUCUCUAUUCCCGAGUCCUCCACCCUGCUGAGGGCUGUAUUUCUGAUUUCAAAGGCAAAGCUUCCUGCCUUGACAUGAACGAAUUCCUGCUUAUACCCAGGACCCAAGGUGCCUGUGAAUUCCAAGCAUUUUGACCUCAAACUCCUUGGCUUUGGACCCGCUGCAGCUGGACUUAACCGUAUACAGAAGUUCGUUUGCCUCACGCACUGGGGAUGCGGGUGGUUUUACACGUCUUGUGGUGUUGAAUAAAAUUCCUUUGAGCCAAAAGUGGA